UCAAACGCUUUUCGAAAAAAGUUAAAUUUUAUGACGAUGCAAAAUUUGGUAUGGAUUUGCGGCGUGAAAAAAAUUUGAUUUGGAAAUUUGGUAUGUAAAAUCCGGUGUCAAGCAAGGAACACAGUGAAAAAUGUGUAAAUUUGAAAGGUGUAAUAUUACCUCUUUCAUGAUGUAACAUAACUUCAAUUUAAAAAAAAAAAAAGCAAAAUACUGGAAUUGUGGUGAAUUUACACAUUUUUAGAGGCAAAUUUUUUUUCUGACAUAAAAGAUGAAUCCAUCCCCAAAUUAAUAUUACCAUGAUUUUUAGUUUACUUGUUAGAUAUUUUUAAUACAAUAGAGCUUUCAGUGUAAAACACAGAAAUUUACACAAAAUACCGUUUUUUUAAUACUGAAUUUUUCAUGAUCGAAGGAAUUGAAAAAAAAAAUAUUUAAAAUAAUGCAAGGUAGAAAUUUCGCGUCGUUCGAUACCAAUAUUGCAAAUUAUAAAAAAAAUGUUUUAUAAAAACGAUAACAUUAAAAAAAAAUUAAAGUCAGACCGGAUUUUGUUUGGUUGAGUUCAUUUUAAAAAGUUAAUUUAAAUAAUUUAUCCGUCGAUUUUCGACGAUAAAGUAAUCAUCCCGACGAUGGCGAUAACUUUAUCGGUAUCGAUCCUCGAAAACGUUGAACAACAUUGAAAAAACCAAAUCAAAGUACGGCAUUUCAUUCUUCGGUUCUAAACAUAAUUCUAAUCGUACGGUGUACAUACUCGAUAAGGGGAAAAAAUCUAUAUAUUUGGGACAAACAAAACAUAAACUUCAGAUUUCACCAGAAUCGACGCUAGCGACGGGGAAAUAGAGGACAACCAGCAGCAAGAUAUGCAAAAUGUGUAAGAGCUUCAACGUACUAAACCAAAAAAAAACAUGGCAGAAACAAAAACGAACAAAUUUUAUGUUGUGAACAAAAAAGAGAGCAAAAACGACUACACCAUAAUCGUAAAUCAAUCAUUAUCUAUCGCAGAACAUAAGAGUGGAAUUGCUUUUACCAACGUUUUAUUCUUUUUCUCCGCUAAACUUUGGAACAUAUUUUUACCUUUAUUUCCAAGCUUAGAUGUCUUGUAUUAGUCGAGCAGAAAGAAAAAAAAAACGUAAUUAAAAGUAAACGAUGUGGGAGAAAAUCAAACAACUAAACGCUUAUUAGUUUUUACGCUGAGUGACUAAACAAACAGGCAUUGAUAAUGUCAGCUUAUCUAGAUAAAAAAGUAAACACAACCAAACCAAAAAAAAGUGGAAAAAAUAUACUCAUACAACAAAUCGAUAUGUUUCACGAGUAACUAAACAAGACAAAUAUUAUAACCAAAUAUCGCUUAGUUAGUAUAACUUUCUAUCUCAUCCGGAGGUGAAUCCACAACAUGCGAUUAGGAAAAAAACAACAAAACAACAAGAAAAGUAAUACAGUGCAAAUAUUUCACUGAACAAACAGCGAAAACCAUCACAUCUUUAUGACAUUUUAUGUUGAAAACAAACAAAAACUACAACCUACUUGCGGAAGAAGAAUAAAAAAAUAACUCUAAGUAAAACCAUACAAAUAGUGCAGCAAAUAGCUAAAACCAAAACAAUACGCGUCGCGACAGCUUUGAAGUUAUUUUUUUGUAUACACACACAGUAGAGUCGACCGGAGAAGGCAAAACAACUUUGUGAGAGACCACAACCAGAGGAGGUCAGAGCAGAUCAAAUUAUGAUAACACAAAUGUAAAAAAACAAACAAACAAACAAACUAUCUAAUUGUGCAACACUAAAACAUUAACAAACGCAAAGGACAAUGUAAAAAAAAAAUGCUGCAAGUAAAGAACGAGAAAACGUGUGUGAACAAAUAGUGGACACGUGAAGUGAAGUGAUUGAUUGACGGGCCAUGUCGUAGAAUGUCGUUAUAUUUUCGAGAUCAUUUUUGCGUUAACUUUUUGAGGCAUGCAUUUGAACAACACAUCACCAAAAAUAGGGCAAAACCACUGAUGGAUGCUGAGAAGAACAAGAAACCAACAUUGUAAAAUUGAAUACCAUGUUUUGUAAAGAUAAGUAUUAUUGUUCUCUAUGAAAAAGUCAGAAAAAAUAUACAUUUGAAUUAAACACGCCAUGAAAAGGGAUAAAAGUGACGAACACGUGUUUGUAUUGCAUUGACUUUCGUUCCUUCACAGCAGUGUGCCAUGAGUUUGCGCUAGUGUCAAAGUGUCAAACGAUCGCGCGAUGAAUUUCAUGAAGAGCCGUAUCGAUCGUCCGGUGGAUCCGCUUCCACGGCCGCAGGUCUUCCGCCACAUUCAACCCCGCCCCGCGGGGACCAGUCGGAGCGGUAGCAAAGGUAGCAUUCGCGACACGCUGAACGAAACCGUCGCGGCGAACGAGCCGUACGUGGUGUGCGCCCUGGCGGAAGGUCGUGGCCACGCCGCGCUCGAGAUUGGCCUCGCGGCGAUUGACGUUUCGGCCGCGCCGGUACUGCAGAUGAGCCAGUUCAGUGACAACUUUUGGUACAGCAACGUGCUAACCUCACUGCAGGCGCUGAACCCGAACGUGAUCUUUUUCAGCGAUCACUCGCUAAACACGCGAUCUUCGAACCUCCCGACAAUCAUCCAGCAGUUUCUUGUGGACGUGCAGAUCGUGUCGCUUCCGCGGAGCUUCUUCAACGACUGCAACGCGGAAAAGUACAUGGACGACCUGUGCAGCUCGAGCUACCAAACUCUGAAGCAGACGGUCCACUGCAAGUACUACGGGUUGGCUGCGGUCGGGGCUAUCCUGCGGCACUGUUGUGAGGCCGGUUUGUUGCGGAUUGCGGCAAAGUCGCUGCAGUUUAAGUACGUCAACAAAAAGGACACGAUGGCGAUCGAUGUGGAGUGCGUUGGCCACCUGGAGGUCAUCUUUUCGCUGCAGAACAUGGCCGACAAGCAGUCGCUAUACCAGUUUGUGAACCACUGUAUUACGGCCGUGGGUAAGCGGCACCUGAGGGCAAACCUGCUGGAACCGAGCAGCAAGCGGUACGUCCUGGAAGCCAGGCUUGCCUGUAUUGGAGAGCUUUUGGUGAACUCCGAGCUGUUGGGUGGGAUUCAGCGGAUUCUUCGAGGUUUGGUGGACAUUGGAGCGCUGAUGAAGCUUUCGGUGGAUGUCGAUAGUACGAAAUCGUCCAAACAAAACACGCUGCAUGUGUUGAACCAGGCAAGCACUCUGCGAAAUGCCCUUCGCAGCGUUCCCGAACUUGAGGAACUGCUCGGCCAAGCUGAAGCACCCUUUUUGCGGGCAAUUCGCCACGUCCUCGCAACCGAAGUGUACAAGAGGCUGUACGAUCAAAUCUGUACCGUGCUGGACGCUGACGGAGCAAACCCGCAAACGGCAAGCUACUAUCGGCUGUUUCUGAUCAAGUCGGGAGUUUCGUCCACACUUGACGUGUUCCGACGAUUGUACUCGGAAGUUAUAGAUGAAAUUCGAGAACAUAUCGCCGAUCUGACCCGCGAACUUCGGCUGCUGUUGAAGAUGUCCUUCAACAAAACCACCGGCUUCUACAUCCAGCUAUCCGUCAAGGAGGGCACCACCGUGCUUCCUCCGGUUCUGAAGGUGUUGAGCCGAGCCGGAAAGCGAUACAGUUUGACCACGAGCACGCUGCAAGCGUUGAAUGAGCGGAUCGAAGGUAUUAUUCAAGAGAUUGAAAGUGUGAGCUACGGCAUCAUAAGGCAACUGAUCGACACGAUCCGAGAGGACAUCGAGCCGGUUUAUCUGCUGGUGGCGCACAUUACCGAUCUGGACAUGGUGCAAUCGCUGGCGGUCGUCAGCCAGGACAAGGACUACUGUCGACCGAACUUCGGAAGGUGCACCAAGAUCGUUGGGGCGCGACAUCCCCUGCUGGAGUCAUACGGUGCCGUUAACAAGGUCGUCCGGAACAAUGUGAUCGCAACCCCCGAGUACAACGUAUUCCUCGUAACGGGUCCCAACAUGAGCGGUAAAACGGUCUACAUCAAGACGAUUUGCCUGCUGCAGAUCAUGGCUCAGCUCGGAUGCUACGUUCCGGCUGCCAAGGCCGAAUUCCGUAUCGUUGACCGACUGAUGGCCAUCUUCGGCGCAGCCGAGAGUGUCGAGCAGGACCUUUCCAACUCUUCACGGAUGGCCAAAAAGCUGGAGGUCAUCGCCCACAGCUUGUCCGUGGAUAGUCUGGUCGUGAUUGAUGAGUUGUUCGGCGACACUCAACACCCGGAGACGGACAGUCCCCGGUGGAAGUUGCUCGAACAGAUCGCGGGCUUCAUCGGAUUCGACCCCAGUGCCAAGUGCGAAAGCUUGUCCGCUAUUCGCAGACCAUUCAUCUACCUCACCACCCACUGCCACGACAUGCUCCGACCGCUGGAACACAUGCACAACGUGUCCCGGCUCUGUCUUCAAACGGAAACUGUGACCGUCGAAGGUUCCGAUCGUCUUCGUUACAAAUACACCGUCUGAGGGAAAACCUCCGUGAAGAACUACGGAAUAUCGCUGGCGCGAUGCGUCCGCAUGCCGCCAACUGUAAUAACCCGCGCGGAGCAGAUCAACGAGCAGCUCAAGGCACGAUCGUUCGCCGGGCAAGUCAACGCCCACAAUUCAACCCUAGCGGACGAAACGCUCUCCACCCAGGCCAACCUCCGCUGCUUCGACAAACGUCUGUACGACCUGUACGCCCAGAUCGCCUGCGUCCUAUCGGCCCCCACCGACGGACAAGACUCCGACACGCUAACAACCCAUCUGAACAGUGUUUUGGAAGGGUUCAUCUCAGCGUUGCCACCGGAAGCGGUGCGUUAUUUGCGGCACACCCCCCUGGACGAGUUGCUUCGGAAGGGAUCGGCGGGACCGGCGGCGGAGAGAACGACCACCACCGUGGUGGAACCAAGCGUGAGUGACUUUGCGGUUGCUGAAAGUGACGACGAAGGUCCGCACGAUGUGGAGUCGGUUGAACAUAUUGAAAUUGAUGAAACGAUCGACGAGGAGCAGCUGUCGGAAGAUCUUUAGAAUUCAAUUAAUUAAUUGUUUUUUAUAUU
Molecule: messenger RNA, 5020 nt
Organism: Culex quinquefasciatus (southern house mosquito)
Lineage: Eukaryota; Metazoa; Arthropoda; Insecta; Diptera; Culicidae
Product: mutS protein homolog 4
Biological process (GO): mismatch repair; reciprocal meiotic recombination
Cellular component (GO): nucleus
Molecular function (GO): ATP binding; mismatched DNA binding; ATP-dependent DNA damage sensor activity
Source: RefSeq, a predicted model, not a curated record